CUGUCUCUGUCUCAGUUUCAGUUUCAGAUUCAUUUAGAAAAUCAUUCAGAGAGACAGUAGCCGGAAAAAGAGACUUGUUGGCUUGUUAGUUCGAGCUUCCGUCGAGAAUGUUUGUUUUGCCGAUAAGACGAACAGGAAAAUAAAUAAAAACCUCAUAUGCAAUUAAAAAUAAACCGAGUGAAUCGGUAAAGGCGACUUUUUGCAUUUAAAAUUAGAAAUAAUUGCGAGCUUAUUAGAUGCUAAAAUAUGGAAGUAUUUACUCAUAAGGAUAGGUCAGUUAGAAUCGGAAAAUAAUAAUAGUACUUGGGGCCUUUAAAAGUUAAAAAUACUUUAAAAGAUUGACGUAAAAAGAUUCAUAUUUCAUAUCCUAAGUGGUUUGCUUUUUAUUUUUAAGAAGCCGGGGGUCUGUAACCUGCCUAAUAAAUGUCAGCAAUUUGGGCCAAUAAUUUUGACAAUUCUAUUGUCAGUCGAGGCAGGCCACAUAAGGCAGGACGGCCAGGAGCACCCCAGUGACACCACCCACACCGUCAUCAUCAUCAAAGUGCCAGGACGAUGAUGCUCUGGGGUGGUGGGCAUAAUUUUCGCGAAGUAAAAAGAAAAGAAACUGAAAAUUGAAACAUAAAAAUGUCAUUUGGCGGUGGGUGCGUGUGUGUAUGUGGGUUAAAUACUGGAAACCUUUUUUUUUCGCCUGUGUACUACAUAAAAGUACAUUAAAAUAAUGCCUGUUUAGGUCACAGACAGCUGAGGCAGGGCCAAAAGGCUCGUAGAGUCAUUUAUUUAUGACAACCACCUUCCAUCCUUCGUCCUCCAUCCUCCAUCCUCCAUCCUCCUGAAGACAAUGCAAAAUUUAUGCUAAACAAGAGGGUAGAGAUUCGAGGGGUGAAAUCUUUAAUUGCUGGGGAUGGAGGUCCUUGAGGUUAUAUCCUGACAAAAGGACAAGGCUUCCGUGCGGCUGUUAAUCAGUGCAACUUUCGGAAAGUAAUCAGCAAAUAUUUGCACAGUUUUGUUGCGAUUUUCUCAACCAUUUUCUUCAUUUUCAUAAAAGCUGGGUUUUCUUUUUCUCCGUUUGUUUCUGAAUGUCUGAGGCAUUGUUUGCUUAUGGUUUAUUAUUUAUUUCCCCCCGAAAUGCAAAUUGAAAUCUAUCAUAGCCGAUCAGAUUUGCUGUCGGCCAGCCUUGGAAGCAAAAAUGUGGAGGGCCCUUGUAGCAGCCAUCUGCCUUAUAAGGCUCCGGCCACUUUCACAAUUGUCUUGGCCAUCGAAUUGUAAUGGUUGAUCGAAAUCGGUCAGUUGGCUUCAGUUAUUGUUGGCUACUCGGCGGAUACGAACCACCUCUACGAUGGCAUCGACGAGGACUGUAUUAUUCUGUCUAUUUUUUUACAUCCUGGUCCUCGGAGCCCUGGCCACGGACAGCGAAAUUGUGGAGGCCAUGGAUAUUAAGGUUGAAAGCGCAGCUGACCCUAAUGAGACGAGACCUACGGAGACCUGGCAAGAAAGUGGAGCGAUGCAGGUGAAACCCUACAACAUCCUGGAGGCCAAUUGUCCGCAGGGCUAUGUCCUGGCCAAUAAACACUGCCACAGAAGAGUCUAGUGCCGC
Molecule: messenger RNA, 1594 nt
Organism: Drosophila ananassae
Lineage: Eukaryota; Metazoa; Arthropoda; Insecta; Diptera; Drosophilidae
Exons: 1
Coding region: 1337-1588 (83 amino acids)
Source: RefSeq, a predicted model, not a curated record